GUGUUCAAGGUCAUUUACUAAAACAACAGUGAAAGAUUGACAAAAUAAAUACAAAUAAUAUUAAAAACUAUUUACAAAAUAAGCUUAUCAGGCCUAUCUCCACAAACUAUAAUUCACAGAAGUCCUGCAGCCUUAUGUACUUCUGUCAGGUAGGUCUCAAAAUUGUCCAAACUGGUAAAUCGUUACGAUAACAUGUUAUCGUAACGAUAUUAUUUAUAAUAUCAUUUAAGGUUAGUAUUGUAUCAAGCAUCAUUAUGAAGGUAUCAUUUUCGUUACCUGAAGGAUGAAGGCUAUCAGAGAAAUAGUGCAGCUGAACUCAAGUAAAUUUUAAAAAACUGUCUCGAUUUUACCGCUUCUGCAAAACCUAAAGAAUUGUCGAUUGGAUGCACCAAUCGUAUCGUGACAGUUUAACCUUCAAAUUCUCUGUAACCUCGAACAAUGGACGAUGCCACUGGAUCGUUGCCGGGACGAAAGAAAAAGGGUUAAGGAUCAGGAAGGAUCCGAGAAACGUGAUAGUAGACGUCCUUUAACUGUUCGAGAUGUGAGUUUAAUUCGCUUGGCAAAGAAUGGGGAUUUGGAUUCAAUCAAACAAAUGAUAAAGGAAGGAGUAAACAUAAACGAGCAAGAUGAAACAGGUUGGACUGUAUUGCACGAAGCAUGUGUGCGGAACCUUCCACGUAUGGUUGAUUAUUUGCUACGACAUGGAGCUGAUCCUAGUAUCUCAAACAUAAGCGGUGAAAUGGCACUUCAUUGUGCUGCGCGAGUAGGAUGUCUGCGUAUUGUUCGAGCGCUCAUAUACUACAACGCCGACCCUUUGGUGUCGAACCACAGGGGUGAGAAACCUUUGGACUUGUGUCAUGACCCUGAGGUAUCCAGUUUUCUCAAACAACAUACUGAAACUAACCAAUCACACAUGUUAACAUCGUCUGGUUCUGGGAAAUCAUUACAUUCGAAAGUUCGCCAACAUGCACACGGUACAAAACAUCUGAUGUCUUCUUUUUCUGGUACGACAAUAUCCAGUUCUACUGAAUAUUAUGGUGGUGGGGGUAAAGAUAACAGUAGUAUAGCAAGUCCAUCAAAUGUUUGUUCAGACUCAGAAGAUGAUGGUCAUUCGCAUUCAGGUUUGAGUGUAACUACCAAUACAUCUCACCAUAAUAUUAGUCCUAUUAAUACUAACCAGCAGUUAGAUUUGAAUUGCUUAUCAUCUACCGGUCAUCAUAACCAUCCAACAUCUAGCCCAUCAUUGUCGUCUGUACCCAAAUCCGUAACUGAUGUGCACAUCUCUUCAGCAAAGUCAUUGAAGAAAGAUCCCUACGCGUUUGAAGAUGAUGAGAAUGAUGAGACGGUGAACAAUUCUGGGAACUCACUACUUCAUUCUGCGUCUGGUGUUAAUAAUAAUAACAAUACCAAUACACAGGCAACAGGACAUAUUGGAGUUCAUUCUGGUUGUGGUGUUAGUGUUGGUGGUCCAGCCAAUUUGAAUAAGUCAACUUCUUCCAAUUCUACCAUUUCUUCUUCUUCUACUACUGCUAUUACCACCACCACCACCACCACUACUACUACUACUACUUCUGUCAAUACAAAUACGAAUACUAGUCCAAAUAGUAAUAUCAGUCUUGGUAGUAUUGAUUCACUUUCAAAGCACACACGCCAACUGUCUUCUUCCAAUUUGUCAACAACUGUGGAGUGUGGAAAUACCACUUUGGAUAGUAAUAACGAUAAUACAUUGACGACAUUGACUGGUACAAUCAAUAGUGCUCUUACUACAACUACUGUUCCCAAUAAUAGUAGCAAUUACACAACUAGUAACAACAACUGUGCUAGUAUUGGUGGGCCUCCACUUCGGCUUCGUUUUGCAAAAGAAGCCGGUCAAUAUACCUUGAUGGAACAUCAACAACAACAGAUUGAUUUAUCCCUUUCGAGUUGUGAUGCAAAUCUUGUUCCUUCAUCAAGUGGAAUUAUUUGUACAACAACUGAAGCAUCUCAUGUCACUGUCAUUAGUGAUAGCGACAACGAUAACAAGAACAUGAAUUUUCAAAUGGAUAUUGAUAACAAUAAUAAUAAUAAUAAUAAUAGUAGCGAUAAUGUCAGUAAUGAGCAUAACUCCAAUAUGGGUACAUCGAUGACGAUAAAAAGUGAGCCAAUCACCGUAUCGGGUGAUGAAGAAUUGAAUCAUGUGUCUACAUCAUGCCAUUCAGAGUCAUCAGGAGGCGAAGAAAUCUCGGCACAGAAGGUUCCUCCUUUACGCAUAAAAUUUGCUUCGGGUACUUCUGGAGAUGAGUCAUCAUCAAUGACGUCGUCGUGCAUGUCAGUUGGAGCAACUGGUGGUGGAUUGGCAAUUCAUCCUAUUAAUAAUGUGGAGAAUAAUUGGAAUAAUGAGUCGAAUAUGAAUGUUAAAUGCGACGUGAAACCUCGUGUAUCUGAUGAUGGUUUGAUGACUGUGAAUAACAAAAGUGAUGGUAAGGAGGCUGGAGUCACUGUCACUUCUCUGGUUUCGACGAGUGUCGUUUCAUUGAAUGCUCUAGUUCCUGACAAAGUUUCAUGUUCAAGCGUGGAGAAUAUCGGUGACGGUAACAGCGGCAGUAGUACUACUACCACCAUUACUGCUACCGGCACUACCGAAACUGUGCACGAUCAAUAUUCUAGCUACCAUGAGAAGUUAUCUAAGUCUUGUGAUCAUGUUGUUGCAACGAAUGUACACCAUGACGAAUCGAGUACAGAGUUGUCCAUAUCUUGUACUCCCCCAUCAACAUGUAUCACUAGUGCUGGGAUGAACACUAGUGUGAAUAUUACGAGUGGUGUUAACACUGUUGAGAUGAAUAGCAAUCGUAGUAAUGCAAGUAAUGCUAAUCGGGUGAAGAUGGAUAAUACGCUGGAGACGAGUGAGUGUCAUGGAAAGAGUGGCAAUAAUAAUAGUAAUAAUAAUAACAACAACAACAACCACACGCACAAUCGAAGUAAUAAUAAUAGUAAUAAUACGAAUAAUGGUAAUCGAGAAGUGUCGAAAGAUACUCAUCGACAUCGUAGUGGGCGUACAUUACGUUCACAUACAGCUGCUCAACGUGAAAAAGAAGAAAAGGAACGUCACACGGAUGACGCUACUCCGAUUAAGAAGCGUAAACUUCGUUCUCGUUCGGAUACUGUGACAAAUCAUGAGAAUAUCAGUCAACAGAGUCGUAGUGGUGGUGGAAUUGGGACAGUAAAUGCAAAUAAUUCACCUGUAACAACUGUUCAUGCUGGUUCGUCAACUGAAUCUUCUAAUGUGUCGUUGUCUUCAAAUGCUGUUGUAAACAUGGAUGUGAUUGAAGAUACACAUGGUUGUUCAACUGUGACUGCUUCUUCUCAAAGUGACAGUCACAUGGAUAAUGAAGAGAAGAAGGUGUCUGUCGGGAGCUCUCAGUCUACAGUGCUGACGGAUAAAGAUACUACUGAUGUGCAUAUGACUUGUGUUUCUGAAAUGGAAGGAGGACAUUCUGUUUCAUCGUCUACCACCACUUCUUCUUCUACUAAUACUACUGCUACUACUACCACUCAUACUCCUACUCCUACUCCUACUCCUACUACUACUACUACUACUACUACUACUACUACUACUACUACUACUACUACCACUACUGACAAUGAUAACAGCAACAAAAUGGAAGUGGAUGGGAAACUAGAGAUGUGUGGAACUGCUGUGUCAGUUGUGACAUUGAAUAUGGAUGGAUCGAAUGAUGUGAAUGUCGUGUCAUCAGUCUCCGAAGUAGGAGUGACGACGGUGGUAACAACAACAGUAGGUGCAGCAGGAAUAACAACAUCAACUCCAUCAUCAUCGUCAUUAGCGGAACAGAUAGGUGGAUGCUAUAGUGAAGCAGAUUGUGAUAUGAGUUAUUUAUUUUGUCCCUCUGCUCCUGGAGAUGAAGAUCGUAAAGAUGUUGAGUUGUUGAAAUUUCAAAAUCCAUAUGACAAAGCUGCUGAACUGAACAAGAAUUUGCGUGAACUUGUCAAUAAUCUGGUGAAGGUCCAUCCGAAAGCACCUUGUGGUUAUCAAGAUUACCUGUUGGUUACUCGUAAUUACCUAUUGGCUAAUCAACUCUCAUUUGCUACAUAUGUGAAACGUUCAGCACCAAGUCAUUUGGAAGCGACGUUUGUGGAAUUGUUCAAUGAACAAGAAGAAGAACGCUAUGCUCAGGCAUUGAAACACCAAUCAGAACGAGAACACUUACAACUGGGCGCAGAACAAGCUGUUUUACGUGCUCAAACACGUGGUGCUUUAGCAGUGGCUAAUCAAUCGAAACCAUAUUCGUUUUGUUCAAUAUUAUCCUAUAAUGAUUUGACGUAUAUUCCACCAGUUGGGAAAUUAGAGAAUCGAGAAGAAGAGAAUAUACGCGAUCGUUUCACCCCUCGUACAUUUAUCGGUUGGCUUCAAGACAUUAUCGAUACAUUUCAGAAUGAAAAGAAGAAAUUACUCUGUCGACAACUUCAUGAAGCUGAGUCACUAAUGAUGGUGCAGAAACUUGAUUGGGAAAUGAAAACGCGUGAAACAUUGGCGUCGAAUAUCGAUUGUAUUGGUGUUGUGGAUGUAUUCAAAGACAUUCCAGCUAAUUAUGUUCCACUAAUCCCAGUGCCUAAUGAUUUUCCACUGUUCGCUCAUGAUCCGGUACAUCGAACGACAACGACUACCACAACAACAGCUGCGCCGGUGGCGGCGGCGGCAACAGCGACGACAAUGUCAACCACACCGAGUACUUCGAUCCCCAUCACCCCUACUACCAACACCAAUACACACACCGCUGUCAAUAAUAGCCCAACGGUAUCAGCAACGACAACUACGCUGACUAACAACUCAUGAUUGAUAUGAUGAAGGGGACUUGUUGUUUUCAUUUUCUUAGUGAUGAAAUUUAUGCAUUUUGUCAUACUUCUCCUUUCUUAGCUUUGAUUUGAUUUUGCCUUCUCAUCUCAACAAAAACAGCCGGUAAACUACUGACAUUCUACUUCUUCAUCCUCCUCAUCACAUUGACUUUGUGUUUGUGCGUGUCUGUUUGUUUGUGUACAUACUGUGUGUGUUGAUGGAUUGACUAAUUUUCCAAUGAUUUUCUGUUGUCAUCAUCCUUGUCGUCGUCCGUAUUUAUGGAAUAUUAAUAUGUCUACUGAAUGUGUAUCUGUUAGAUUGAUGAUGCUGAGCAGUUCGUGUAUAUGUGUGUGUGUUGGAGUUUUAUUUCUGUGUUGUGGUGAAACUGUCUUUAUGAUGUGUAAUUUGCCAGUGUCAAUAAGACUGGUAACAAUAAUCAUUGUUAAUUUUACUAUGAUUUGUAUAGUUUCUUUAUUUGUGUAUUCAGCCACUUAUUUGCGUAAUUAAUUAAAUGCAUAUGUUUAUGUACCUGAAUUAUGUAAGUAAAUAUAUUUAUUUUUUCCUUGAAAUAGUGGGGUUUUCCCUAUUCUAAAGGAUACAGUAUGGUGUCCAAGUUUGAAAAUGUAGCGGAUUUGAAAUCUUACGAUUUUCUCUC
Molecule: messenger RNA, 5486 nt
Organism: Schistosoma intercalatum
Lineage: Eukaryota; Metazoa; Platyhelminthes; Trematoda; Strigeidida; Schistosomatidae
Source: the annotation of a GenBank genome assembly